Molecule: messenger RNA, 3199 nt
Organism: Acanthaster planci (crown-of-thorns starfish)
Lineage: Eukaryota; Metazoa; Echinodermata; Asteroidea; Valvatida; Acanthasteridae
Product: protrudin-like
Biological process (GO): protein localization to plasma membrane; endoplasmic reticulum tubular network formation; vesicle-mediated transport
Cellular component (GO): endoplasmic reticulum tubular network
Molecular function (GO): metal ion binding
Source: RefSeq, a predicted model, not a curated record
AAAGAAGUGUAAGUUAUCUGAAUUGUUCCCCUGUGAUUGAGCAAGAAAAGCGUAUCAUAAUCAUCACAUUGCGUCAUAGGACAUGCAAGAUUCUGACAAACUGUUCUCCAAGCCCAAACUUCCCCAGGAUGAGAGUCUGUGACUCCUGAAGGUAUGACAAUGGCUAAUUGUCAGAGUAGUGUCAAGAAUCCUGACACAAUGGCAACUGGAAACCAAUCUACAACUCUCACUGCCACACCCGGGCCACGCCUAUCUCAGUACAGUGUCAGUAAUCUUGUUGAGAGUGUCCAUAGGUUGGAGAGGUUGUGUUGGUAUGUUAUGGUUCUCUGGAGGAUCAUUGUCUUUCUAUUCAGAUGGGAAUCGCCUUUUGUCACAUUGUCAUUUUGGAUCACAUCACUUCUCAUCUGCUACUUUAUGGAGUCUGGUCAGAUAAUGGCUAGUAGUCUGGUGCUCCUCUUCCUGCUGGCAGGAUCUGGAGGUGUUGUGAAUUUCAAACUCCAAGAGCAUGGUCCUUCAAGGUCCAAGACCCAACCGUCAUCCAACUCACCAGCAAGCUUUACAAAUCCCCAACAGGGGGUGGAGCAGAGUCCCGCCUGCAUCGAGCAGCAACAGAAGAAAGGACGAGAAGUUCUGGCUGAGUAUCGCCAACUGAUGCUUCAAGCUCAGGACUGGCUGAACUCAGCGUGCAACAUGUUGGAAAGACUGCAUGGCAUACUUGGCUGGCAAGAUGCCACCUGGUCAUCAGUAUUUUAUGGGGGAAGCAGCGUCAUCAUUAUAUUGGUUUGUUUAUUGCCAUUGAGAUGGUUUGUCAUGGCAACCAUUAGCAGCAUCCUCUGCAUCAAUCGAGACUUUGUAGUGCUCCUCAAGCAGGUGUAUGAGUCUGCACAUUGUGACCACUUGUCGGAUGGCAACGAUAAGAAGAAAGAAGAAAAGAUUAUCAGACAUGAUGGGCUUGAGCAGGAACCCAAGGACAAACCAUCCACAAAGGUCGAGCCGGCCAUUCGUCAUGACAUCCAACAUCGCCCACUUCACCUCUGCCAAAAGAGCAAAUCUCUGGACGAAGCUGGGCCGAAUUAUUCCAAAGUAGCAGCGGCCAAUCGGAAUCGUUCAUCAACAGCUCCAGAACUCCCGACCCUUAAACUGAAUUCAGCAGGCAUGCCAGUUGAAGUCUGCUUCUUGUGUGGAACAAUGUUCACCUCUGUUUUGAAACGAAGGAGAUACUGUCGUUCUUGCGGUUAUCAGUUCUGUCAGAGAUGCUGCUUCAGAAAACUUCCCAGAUGUGUCUUCGGAGCCACUUCUCCAGCUGCUCAGACCGAGAAGGAACUCGUUUGUAAUACUUGUUACGCUACCAUGAAAGCAGAGGAUUCCACCCAAGUGUCUGGUGGCACGACAAUGGAAGAACGCUGAAAAGAACAAACGUCUCAGGUUUUGAAAUGAGGUCUUUGAGAAAUUUCAAGACAGUGUGCGCAAUGUGAUUUGCUCAGUUGUAAAUGGGUGUCGUAUUUGCCUUUCACCACUGUGACCUCGUCUGCGACUGUGGUUUUUUUUCUUUAUUAGCAAAGAUUGGAAUUAAAUGCAUAAAACGAUGUCACACAGUAUUAAACAAAAUAACAAGAAAAUUAAAAUGCCUCUUCGAUAACUGUAAGCAUUAUUUAUUAUAAUUGAAUUUGACGAAUUGAUCCUUUUACAACUUUCUCCAAAAAUCAUUAGUUUCUGUGGAACUAGAAAAUAGCUUCCAUGUAUUUUGAUCAAACUAUUUAAUGAAAGAGGACAUUAGAUAAGGAAGUCAUUGUAAUUUUCUAUUUGUCUCCAUGGGGCAACUCGAAAUCAAACUGCUAACUUUGUAUGCGUUUUAUUGCAAAUCAAAUUUGGUAAAAUGCUAGUAGAUGUAUCUGCUUCAGACUGGGCAUUUUCAACAAUCUGAAAAAUCUUUUUUGCACUUUCUAUGUAAAAAGCCAUGAUCUGAUCUGAUCAGGAAAAAGUUUAUGAAAGAUGGAAACUGCUCAUUAGCAUCUUAAUGUUGAUUUCAAUUUGAACGUUCUUUUAAAAUGCAGAUUUACUACUAUUCUAGUUUAAAGGUGUCCAAUUGGCCGGUUUUUGUGAUCCAGAAAUUGGAAGAUGUCAAGUUUUUAUGAAUCCUUUGAUGGCCCUUGAACCGGUGCUGAAAUUAGAAAGUGAAGAUGAAGUGCAUUAUGGGAGAUUUAAAUCUAUAUAUUUUUUCAUUGUAUUAAUGAUUGAUAUGUUAUUGUCCUAUGGUCAUGAGUUGUUCGUGUAAGGUUUGUGUAAUACCAUCUUUUAUGGUUUGGACGUGGUAUCUUCACAAUAUUUUUGUGUAAAUUCACCAUUUUAGGGUGUUGUUUGUUUUUGUACGGAAAAUGAUGACGUCCUGUGAUGUGCCGUUUAGUAAGUGUGUACUAAUGAAGAGGAUUAUCUCGCCGAGGCUGCAUGUUUUAAUUGAUUGGACAACUGUGAUUAAAGUGGCAUGUUUUUUUGGGGGGGGCAGACGUCUUAGUGGACGAUCCCAUCACCAAUCAGACUGGACUACUGAGUUGCACACUGCAGGGUGACUGAAGUCAUUUCAUUUAGUCUGAUUGAAAGUGUCCAACUGAUGGUGGUUGAAAAAGGACGAAAUGAAUACAAAACCUUACUGAAAACCUUUCUGUGAAUCUUGAAAGCUUCAACAUCUUUCAUGAGACACAGGUGAUGUAUUCCUACUCGUUGCUACAUAUACUAUUACUGUGUUUGAGUAGUAUUAGGACCUACUGGCUUAAGCUGCUGUCUAGUACUUUUGUUAGGAUAUAAUUUUCUUUUAUACUCUUCAAGGAACAAACUAUCCAGUGUUAACUAAAUUUCCAAUAUGACGUACGCUAUUCGGAAUUGUACUUCGGUGUAAUUUUUGCAACGAAUCCGUCGUAACUGAGGUUUAUCAGUUAAUAAUAAAAGCUGUAAAUUUUGUUGGCUGUGACGACAGUUCUAAGUGUAAUAUUGGAUAUCAAAGUUAACGUAAAUAUAUUUAUGUAUUUGCUGAGUAGCUCUUUGUUGAUGGCGUUCGUGUAAACUGAAAAAAUGCCGUGCUGAUCUGUGAGUUCACAAAUUUUUCGAAAUACCUAUCAACUCAAUUGUAAUAUUUAAUAGUGAAAUAAUAUGCUGUCUAUUACAUGUACAACGAAUAAAGAAAUGAACUUUGAUUAACCAGUCA